This is a messenger RNA of Mycena citricolor, 713 nucleotides long. The record is from the annotation of a GenBank genome assembly. Lineage: Eukaryota; Fungi; Basidiomycota; Agaricomycetes; Agaricales; Mycenaceae.
ACCGCGGACCUCGUCCUUUUUCAUCCUCUUGAGUUGAGCAAGUGUUGGGUAUCGCGCAUUGAGACCAACACUAUAUUUCCUGCGGCUGGACCAAACUAUCCGGUGAACAGCUGCUUGCGGAUCUCGCAUACUCAACCGCAGUGCAUCCGUCUACUUACGACAGAGAAACGAUGCAGCUGCCUCGCUCCAGGAUACCUUUCCCGCAUAGGCCGGAACAUCUUCGACCUCCAAUUUGCUUUCAUCUGCUCGCGUAUCCUUGAGAUUGCACUUGGCUUACAAGAACUUCCUGGCUAUAUGCCACAGCGCCGCGGCGAUAUUCUGAGCGCCAGUGGAGGACCCUGCGAUGCCGAAGAACGGGCGCCCGCGGAGGACAUCGAGAUCACACAGUGCGGGCGAGAAUGCCGCACUGACAACCAGCAACAGUAGCGGAAGGUUGAUGACGAGUAUUUCGGCCCACUCAGUCCCACGCACACUUGAGUCCAGAUACCUGUCUUGACUCUGCUGACUUGAUUUAAACAUCUGCCUUUGCAUAUCGUGCUCAAUAAGCCUUGAGAGAAAGCUUGGGGCUGACGCUGGAUGAUGCCAUUUGCAAGAAAGAUGCCGUAGCUGUUAAAUCCUGUUCUAAACUGAGGUGUGAGUCCGACCCAAGCCGGUCAGACAACAUGCGCUUUCAGGUGAUUACUUGAUGGAUGAAUGGCCUCAGGUACAUCUUU